This is a messenger RNA of Plasmodium falciparum 3D7, 4152 nucleotides long. It is a transcript of the gene ATG11, whose product is annotated as putative autophagy-related protein 11. Lineage: Eukaryota; Apicomplexa; Aconoidasida; Haemosporida; Plasmodiidae. The record is from RefSeq and is a predicted model, not a curated record.
AUGGUAAUAUUAGGUGAUGAAAAAGAAUCAUACACGAGUUAUUGCGAUAAAAAUAAUGAUAUUUUAAUUAGUAAACAAAAAAUUGAAGACUUGAAGAAGAGUAUAGAAAAUUUGUUGAAUGAUAAAAAUGCACAUUAUGAAUUGAACCACAUAAAACGUUCGUUGAAUGAAUUAGAUAUUUAUACAAAAAAUAAAAGUGAUCUUUUUAAUAAUUAUAAUCUAAACGAAAGUUUAAAUGAUAGUUAUAAGGACAAAACGUUUGAAGAAUUAAAGAGUCAAUUGAUAAAACAAAAAAAUUUGAAUUCUUGUUUGUCAUUAAAAUUAAAAAGUAUACACAUAAAAUUGAAUAACCUAUUUCUGAAAAAAAAUGAGUUCGAAAAAACCAUCAAUAAUAAAAUUAAAGAGAUAGAAUUACAAUUUCUUAUAAUUCAAAAUGUAACUCACGAAAAUAAAGGAAUACCCAUAUCGAAAGAACUAAAAGAACAAGAAAAGCACCUACAAAAUUCACAUGAAAAUGUUGCUAUAUAUGAUACACAUGAAAUAGAAAAUAAUGAUAAAAAGAAAUUGUAUACUAAUUUUCAUAAUGAAGAAAAGGAUCAUUUAAAAUGCCUCCUAGAGGAAUAUUCAAAAACUCUUGAAAUUUAUAAGAUGGGGAAAAUACAAUUGGAAUUUGAAUUAAAAUGUUGUAAAGAAAAAUUAAACGAAGAAAUUGAAAAGAAUAAUAACUACAAUAAUAAAAUGAAAAGUUAUGAAAUACAUAUUGAUGUUGUUAAAAAUGAAAAUUGUAAAAACCUAGAAGAAUUAAAUGAUUUAAAAUUACAACUAGAAAAAACUAAAAGUGAAAAUAAUCAGAAUUAUGUAAAAAAUAAAAUCUUAAAUGAUGAAAAAAAUAAUUUAGACAAAAUUAAUAAUGAUCUAAAAAUCAAAAUCAAAAAUUUCAAAACAUUACUAAAUGAUGCACAAAAUAAAGAAUAUAUAUUAAACAAUUUUACUCAAAAAAUAUUUAAUAUUAUAACUUAUUUAAAAAAUAAUGAUGAACAUAACUUUCUAAAUGAUAAAAUACAUAACAAAUUAGAUAUAAAUCAAGAUCAAAUAUAUGUACAAACGGAAUUAUAUAUUGAUAUUAUUUCUUCUUCCAUAAGAAAUCUAAUCAAUUUUAAGAAAACUCUUGAGGAGAGAAAUGUAGAGCUGGAGAAGGUGACACAUGAAAUGAAGGAGCUAAGAAAAGAGUUAAUUUUAAAAAAGAAGAACUAUGAAGAGCUACGAUUAAAACUAAAUCAUCUCGAGUGUGUCGAGAGGGACAGUGUUAAAAUAAACAGCGAGAAAGAGAAGGGGGAAAAGGUGAUAUAUGAGUUGAAGGAAAAGUUAGAUAAUGAUGAGAAGAUAAUAAAUGAUUUAAAGAAAAAGAAUAGUUAUCAGGUAUAUAAGAUGAAAGAUUAUGAGAAGCGAGAGAAUAACUUAAUUAAUGAAAUAAAUAAGUUGAAACUUUUUAUUGAAGAAAAUAAGAUGACAGUGGAGAGAGGAAAUGAGAUGAAUAAUAAGAAAUUAGAAGAAAUGAAGCAAAAAAAUAAAGAGUUAAUAAAUAAUUUGAAUGAUAUAAGUGAUGAAUUGAAGAAUUGUAUAGAGCAGGUAAAUUCUGUUAGUCGAAAUAUGGCUAAUGUCGAAAAAGAAAAGGAAAAUAUAAUAAAUGAAUUACAAAUAUUAAGAAUGAAAAAUGAUACAAUGAGAAAAAGAAUAAGUAAGUUUGUUGAACAAGAAAAGGUAUUAAAAUUUAAAUUGUAUACAUUAAAUAAUGACAUAUUUUCCAAGAAUGAAAAAUUAAAUGAUAUGCAAAAAAAAUUAAAUGAUGUGAAUGAAAAAUAUAAAAAUAUUGUUGAAUGUUUAAAUAAUUAUAAAACGGAACAUAAAGAACAAAUAGAAAAAAAGAUUGAAAGAAUAAAUACAUUAAAACAAAAUUAUUAUUAUUUAAAAAAAGAAUAUGAUUUAAAAAAUAAAGAACUGGAAAAGAAUAUAGAACAUGGGAAAAAAUUAGAACAUGAAUUAUCCCAUUGUUAUGAAGAAAAUCAAAAAUUAAAUGAAGAGAUAAAAAGACGUAAUUCUUUUAUAAAAAAUAAAGAUAGAAAAAUUGAUCUCUUGACAAAUAUUGAAAAUGAGUUAUUAAAAAAAAAAGAAAUAAAUAAUAUUAAAUUAAUGGAGAAGCAAAAUGUAAUAAAAAAUAAUGAACAAUUAUUAAAAGAUAUAAAAGACGAAAAUGAAAAAAUGAAUGAACAUGUAAACAAAUUACAGAAUGAACUAAUAAAAAGGGAGUUACAAAACAAAUGUAUAUCAAAAGAUAUCGAAUUUUGUAAAAAAGAAAAAGAAGAUAAAAUCAAGAAUUUAGAAGAUGAUUUAUUAGAAAAGAAAAAAUGUAUUGAAAAUUUGAAAGAUGAAUUAAUAAAUAUAAAAAAAAAAAUGGAAGAUAAAAUGCACAUGACUAACGAAAUGGAUUUAUUAAGUAACAAAGUUGAAGAAUUAAAUAGAAUUAACAAAACAUAUGAAAAGAACAUAGUCGAAUUGAAUAAUGAACUAGAUGUUAUAAAGAAAAAAUUGAAUGAUGAAGAAUUCUUAAAAGAAGAGGAAAAGAAAAAAAAUAUUGAUAUGGUUUAUAAGAUAAAAGAAUAUGAAAUACAAAUUAAAGAAAAAGAAAAUGAAAUUGAUUCCUUAAAAAAAAAUGAACAAAAUUUACAUGUAUUAAAAAAUGAAGAAUUAAAUGAAAAAGAAAUCAUAUUGAAGAAUAAAUAUGAUAAAGAAAUAAAUAUGAUAAUCGAACAAUAUAACAAAAAGAUACAAGAAGAAAAGGAUAUGCUAAAUAAUAAAAUAAAAAGUAUGGAUCAGACACAUAAAAAUCAAAUUGAAGAAAUGCAAGAAGAAAAUAAAAAGGAACUUAAGAGACUGAAAAAUGUAUGUGAUAUGAAUCUACAGUCACAAAUUUUAAUAAAGGAAAAUGAAAAGCACAUGCAAGAAAAAGUGGAGGAAUAUAAAAAUUUAUUAAAACAGAAAGAUCAAGAACUUAAAAAUAUUAUACAAGAAUAUGAUGAAAGAAUAGAAAUUCAAAAUAAGGAAAUGGAAGAUAUCGUAAAUGAUUGUGAAGAAAAGUUGAAGCAAGCUAAAAUAAAUAAUAAAAAAUUAACCACCGCAACGAAUAUGGCAAAUAAUAAUAAUAUGCUCAUGGAUGAAAAUUUAAAAGAAAAAGAUAAAAAAAUAAACGAUUUGAUGAAAGAUAUGGAAAAGAAAAAAGAGGAAAUAAAUAAGCUCGUGGAAGAAAAAAGUAAAUUGGAACAUUCACAUGUGAAAAUUCAAAAUGAAAUGUCUUUGUUAGUAGAGCAAAAUGAAAAGUUGAAGGAAGAAAUGGGCCUAUCAAGGAUUGCUAUAAAAGAUAUGGAAGAAAUAAAAAAGGAUAUGGAAAAAUACGAGGAGGAAAAGAAAAAAAAUGAGGAAGAAAGGAAAAAAAAUGAGGAAGAAAGGAAAAAAAAUGAGGAAGAAAGGAAAAAAAAUGAAGAAGAAAAGAAAAAAAAUGAGGAAGAAAGGAAAAAAAAUGAAGAAGAAAAGAAAAAGUUAGAAAAGGACAAACAUCAAUUUGAAGAAGAAAAAGAAAGAAUGGAAAUUUAUGAACAUCAAAAAGAGGAUAGGAAAAGAAAAGACAAAAAGAAGAAAGGACAUUCAAGUGAUAAAGAAGAAAAAUAUAAUAAGAAAGAAAAGACAAAAGAAAAAUCAUCAAAUAUAUUAUUUGAUGAAGAGUAUAUAAUACAAUUAGAAGAAUUACGUGACACAGGAGAAAAUUGUUUUAUAUAUUUAAAAUCACUAAGUAAAGAGUUGGAUGUUAUUAUAAACAAGCUGAAAUCAAAGGAUGAUGCCUUAUUAAAUGAUGCUUUUAAUAAAAUAAACUUGGCUAUAACAUCUUGGAAUAUAUUUAAUGAGGAAAACAAAGAAGGAGAUAAUAUAACAACAGUGGAAAAUACAGCAACGGAGGGAAAUAUAACAAUAGAUGAGAAUACGACAGAGGUAGAAAUGAAUAAUGAAGAAGUAUAUAAAAUUUUUAGUGUUGAAAAGUAUGAUAUGCUCAAAAAAGAGGUUGGUGAAAAGGUUGAAUGUAUACAAAAAUUAAUUGGUUAA